GUCACACUCCACUCCACUGACGGCCGCGGCAGCAGGAGCGGCGCGGCGCGGACGGCGAGACGACCCCAGCUACGGCACCGGGGCGAUGGCGCUGCUCUCUCUGGGCCGAUGGCAGCGGAGAAGAAGCCGCACUCGCAGCCGGCGCUGUCGUGGUCGUCCAUCCCGCUCGACCUGGCCGGCCUGGUGCUCCGCCUGCUCCCCACGUACGCCGACCGCGCCCGCUUCGCCGCGGUGUGCCCACAGUGGCGUGCCGCCGCAAAGCGGGAGCAGCUGCUGCCCCCGCCACUGCCACUGCUCGCGCUGCCUGACAACACCUUCUACAGCCUACCGUAUACCAAGCCCUUCCGCUUCCCUGGCUGCAGCUUUGCUGGGUAUCAGAGUGCCUGUGGCAACUGGCUCGUCUUCCCCCGUGACGACGGCUGCUUUUUGGUCAACCCCUUCUCUAGGGAAACAGUGACGCUCCCUCCUCUCUCCAGCGUCCGGCUUCGGCCUGCAAAUGCAGUCGCCAAAUGGUCAGAGGAGGGCACCGUGAAAUAUGCGGCACCUUACACUACAUGGAUGCAUAUCAAUACAUCUGAGAAGCUGCACAUAAGUAAGCUAAUCCUAUGCUCGCCAAAUCUCGUUGCUGCACUAGUCGGCAUUGGACACACCAGUCAGAUUCUCAUGUGCCAGCCAGGGGCCUUGUCGUGGUCAGUACGCGCCUACGAUCGGUGCAAGCGGUUCGAAGACAUGUCAUUUUACCAGGGAAAGCUCUACGCCAUUGCCAAUGACGAGAACCUUCUUGUGGUUAACAUCAGCCAGGACCAAAGCACCAGCGACCCGCAGGUCUCUCGGAUUGGACAAGUCAUCGAGGGUGAGCCAUGGAAUCCAAUUGUGUUCAAUGACAACACUAUGCCCUGCAAGAAGCUCUACCUGGUGGAGUGGCAUGGGGCGUUGCUGAUGGUACGGAGGGCGGUUUGGUGCCAGGUACCUGCACCUGGAGUGCGCGGUGAAGUUGUUGCCAGAGAGAGCAGCUUUGAGGUUUUUGAGGCUGACUUUGAGCAUUCACGGUGGGUCGAGGUGUCGGCUUUGGGGGGUUUGAUGUUUCUAGGGCGAAGGUGCUCCAUGGUUUUGUCCUUGUCUCACUAUGGGAUCCCCGAUGGUCACAUCUUUUUCUUGGAUGAUGAUGAGGAGAAUCUUGUGGAGUAUGGCUAUGACAAGGAGAACACUUCUUUCGGCACCUAUGACAUAAGAUCUGACAGAGUCCGUUCUGUUCAUCCAGAUAUUUCCUGGAAGCGUGGCGAUGAGAUGCGUCUGGCAGCAUGGCUCUUCCCGCAGGACUGAAGCGGAGGUGUUAUACUGUUAUCCCUAUGCAUGCUGCUUCUGGGUUAUCUGACCGUGCCAUAGCUGUUGUUGUUCGGUGGUUUUUUUGCAAGCUGCUCACAUGUUACCUAUCUGACCGUGGUAUGUAUGGUAGUUGGUGUGGUGUUCAGUGGAACCCAUGCAAGCCAUGAAAUGCAUUAGUAGUAAUUUAUCUGAGCUAGGUUACUCUGUUAAGUGCCGUGUAUUAGUACUUGUCUGAACUAGUAAUUGUGGUGGUUGAUAUGCAAGCUGUUGACUGUGUCGGUUUUCAACUGGUACUGUGGUUGUUGCCUGUGCCUACAAAAAACUCAAAAUGCAUAACUUCUUCUCUGUAUCUUUGA
Molecule: messenger RNA, 1682 nt
Organism: Triticum dicoccoides
Lineage: Eukaryota; Viridiplantae; Streptophyta; Magnoliopsida; Poales; Poaceae
Product: F-box protein At2g26160-like
Exons: 2
Coding region: 109-1323 (404 amino acids)
Molecular function (GO): protein binding
Source: RefSeq, a predicted model, not a curated record